UCCCAGUGCCGGCAAAACCGCAGCGACGCAGCACCGUGACCAAGCGCAAGAGGUCAAAGAUUGCUAAUACUCUCGGGAAGGGUCCCGCCACCCCUGCCAUGCCCAAACAUGAACGUGACCGGGUGGUGAAGGAGCAGCGGGAGUACCUCCUCCCGUCGGUUGGCGCCCCCGGCUCCUCCUCUGACGAUACUAUCUCAAAGCUAUCGAACAAGCGCAAGCGUAGCGAUGAGAAGCAAGACAUUUCAGCGCUAGCGAAUGGCCUGAAGAAAGCGGCCAGGCUGACCAAAAAGCGCAAGGCGCCCCCUCCGGAAAAUGCCAGCAAUCCCACCUCCAAUGCUACCGCAGAGCAAUGCAAGAAGAAGAUAUGCAGAUCAGCGCCAGCGAACCGCGUCAAAACCUCGCCAAGCCUGGACAUCUCGCCACCCCUACUGGCCAAGAUCGCCCGCAUCAAGACAUCCCUUGCCUCAAUCAAAACCAGCAAGUCUUACUUUCGGCGCUCCACCGGAACGCUCACACUCCUACUGGUACCGGAGCGUACACUUCUGGGUGCCCUCACCAGUCUCCGCGUCGACUUCGCCAUGGACACCGAUGCGAGUCUGGACGACGCAAGGCCAUGUAUCGACCACCACUUCGUCGCAGCCGUGCAGCAAACAGCAGAUCAAGGGUGGGUCGCGCUCGCCGUCUCGCCAGGUGUCUAUUGCGACCUCGAGGUGGCUCUCAAAGCCAAGGUGCAAGGGCAUGGGCUCAAGGAAGUCAACCUGCUGGAGACGGAGCUGGAAAUGCUGGCACAAGAGGCUGAGGAGAGAACGCCAUCUGAAGACGGUUCGGUGAGCACCGUGACCGGUGGGGUGGUCAGUGACCAGACGACUCUGCAAGCAUUCUGGGAUGAGAAGAUGGAAGCCUUUCUCAAAGCGAACGACGAGGCAAAGGCGGCUGAGAAAGCUGACGAUGCGUCGGCCGAGAAGCGAGCAUUGUGGGAGUGGGUUGGUAAAGGUGUAUGUCCUGCGCCUAUGGUGGCGGUCGUUUAGACUCCGCAUCCCACUUAAUGCUUGUGAGGCACCAACCCGCGACAUUGCGUAAAGUCGCGCCAUAUAGCUCAGGCCUCCUAGACUUCGGAAUGUGAGGAUCUGAAGAUACAAUUUCCAAUGCUGUUUCUAGUACUUGCGUUGAGC
Messenger RNA from Baudoinia panamericana UAMH 10762, 1172 nucleotides. RefSeq lists its product as uncharacterized. The record is from RefSeq and is a predicted model, not a curated record. NCBI's taxonomy places the organism in Eukaryota, Fungi, Ascomycota, Dothideomycetes, Mycosphaerellales, Teratosphaeriaceae. The transcript has a single exon. Bases 99 to 1028 code for a protein of 309 amino acids.